AUGAGCGGCUCCCCGACGCUGGCCCCUGGGGUGGAGGAAGCCAUAGCCACAGGAAUCAAUGGAUUUGGGACGGACUGGCCCAGGGCUCCCAAUGGCAGCCGCCCCCCUGGGAACAUGGGCGGGGAGGAAGAGGAGGGAAGAGGGGCAGGGGGUGAGGCUGGAAUGAUCGUUAUCCAGUCCAUCUAUGCCCUGGUGUGCUUGGUGGGGCUGGUGGGUAAUGCCUUAGUUAUCUUCGUCAUUCUCCGAUACGCUAAGAUGAAGACAGCCACCAAUAUCUACCUGUUGAAUCUGGCCAUUGCUGAUGAGCUCUUCAUGCUCAGCGUGCCCUUUGUAGCCUCCUCUGCUGCCCUCCGCCACUGGCCCUUUGGCUCUGCCCUCUGCAGGACUGUGCUGAGUGUUGAUGGCCUCAAUAUGUUCACGAGUGUCUUCUGCCUGACCGUGCUCAGUGUAGACCGAUACAUUGCUGUGGUGCACCCCCUGAGAGCUGCCACCUACAGAAGGCCCAGUGUGGCCAAGCUCAUCAAUGGAGGAGUGUGGCUGGCAUCCUUGCUAGUCACUCUACCCAUUACCAUCUUUGCAGACACUAAGCCCACCCGAGGGGGCCAGGCUGUGGCCUGCAACCUGCACUGGCCUCAUCCAGCCUGGUCUGCUGUCUUUGUGGUCUACACUUUCCUCCUGGGUUUCCUCCUUCCUGUCCUGGCCAUUGGCCUCUGUUACCUGCUUAUUGUGGGCAAGAUGAGAGCAGUGGCCCUCAGGGCUGGCUGGCAGCAGAGGCGACGAUCAGAGAAGAAGAUCACCAGACUGGUGCUCAUGGUGGUGGCUGUCUUUGUGCUUUGCUGGAUGCCCUUUUAUGUGGUACAACUGCUAAACCUCUUCAUGCCCAGCCUGGAUGCCACUGCUAAUCACGUGUCCCUCAUCCUCAGCUAUGCCAACAGCUGUGCAAAUCCCAUUCUAUAUGGCUUUCUCUCAGACAACUUCCGGCGUUCAUUCCAGAGAGUGCUCUGCCUUCGUUGUUGUCUCUUAGAUGCUGCUUCUGCUGCUGAGGAAGAACCCUUGGACUACUAUGCUACAGCCCUUAAGAGCAAAGGGGGUGGGUGCAUGUGCCCCACUCUGCCCUGCCAGCAGGAGCCAGUGCACCCAGAACCCUGUGGCAAGCAUGGCACCCUUACCAGGACCACCACCUUCUAAAGAGCAAACUCCAGCUUCUUGAACCGACCUGUCAACCUAGACCUCUUUCAAUCCCCAGUCAUCACCUUCCAGAGGCCAUCUUCAUCUUUCCCCACCAAACUGUCUCCUCCCUGAUUUCCCCUCAAGAACCUUGGACUUCUGGAGAAACCAGGCUUUCCAAGAAGAUCAUGUCCUUUCCAGAUGAACAUUGUCAUUUUGCUUGUGUAUUGUUCCCAGGGACACUUGCAUCCCACUAAACUAAUCCUUUCCUCUCAAGAACAACAGUUUGCUAAAGGACAUCUCCGUGGGGUAGGACUCACUCUGUGCAUGGACUGUGAGAAUUACCAUUCCUGAGCCCUUGGAGUUUUGUUUUGGUUUUUGCAUUUUUUACUGGGGAGGGAAGAGGGAAAGGGGAAUGAGGGAGUGCUGUCUCAGUCACUUGUUUUUCCAGUUUUCCUUUAGAAAGGAUAGAAAGAAUGAUCAGGAGUCAGAAGAGACCUGACCCCAGAUUCUGUCUUCAAAAUAGGAACUCUUCUCUUUUUAUGGGCUAUUUCUUUCUUAAUUGUAAUUGGGGUACAAUAUGAACUGUGUACAGGAAGGGAAAAAAAUCUAACACCUUAGAUCAUUCCUUUGCUUUUUGUCUUUAGCUCUGUAUUGCCAAGUAGUAUUUAUUUACAAAAGUCUGGGAUGCAAUCUUGUUUGCUUCUAACCUUGACAUAUAGUCACAUAAUAAGUGAUAUCUGUAUCAUGUCAGGUCAGUAACAAGUUCUUUGUGGGUAGAGCCAAGGUUGAAGUUGUAUGUUGUGGGGAUUAAUGUAAGGCACUAAAUCUGGCCAAUAAUAAAAACAACAGAGAGGAUAAAACCUCACCCAGAUCUUGUGCUGUCAUUUAUUUGCCAGUAUCCCUUGAGUGUGGGAGUUUACCAUCCUUUUGGGGUACACAUUUGUAUUAGUGACAGUGGGGACGGGAAGGGAAAAUUCAAAUAGAAAAAAUCAUUGUUUUUAAGAAGGGAUGUAAAUGUGCAUUUAGAAGGCAAGUUUAUCUUUCCUUUCUUUUUCUUUUCUUUUCUUUCCUUUUCUUUUUAUUUUUUUAAGGCCCCAGAAAUCAGGAAACCAUUAGAAAAGAUGUACAUAAUAAACUGUAGCUCUAGCCCAAGAUCAAAGAAAGUAAAACAACCUAAACUCUUUCCUGCUAGUUAAAUUAUGGCUGAGUGAUGGUUCUUACAAUAGAAAAAGGACAAUUCAUGAUGUUUCAUUUAUGCUUACUGUCAGAUGAAGAGAUGGCUUUGUAACCUCUCAUAAUUGUAAUUAACUUAGAAGUCCUAAUAAAAAUGGUGUUGAA
Dromiciops gliroides (monito del monte) is the source of this 2508-nucleotide messenger RNA. RefSeq names its product somatostatin receptor 4 (gene SSTR4). Gene Ontology annotation, molecular function: neuropeptide binding; somatostatin receptor activity. Gene Ontology annotation, cellular component: membrane; neuron projection. Gene Ontology annotation, biological process: cellular response to glucocorticoid stimulus; neuropeptide signaling pathway. Lineage: Eukaryota; Metazoa; Chordata; Mammalia; Microbiotheria; Microbiotheriidae. The transcript has a single exon. The record is from RefSeq and is a predicted model, not a curated record. Bases 1 to 1188 code for a protein of 395 amino acids.